UGGGACAAUUUUUAAAGAUGAAGUGUACGGAUUUGAGGUUCUGGUGAAUACGAGUCGCCAAGCGGUGGAAUUCGGGGAGUCCCUGGAGGUGACCUGCAGUACAACGUGUAACAACGCAACGAUAAUUGUGGAAUAUAAACCAGGGUUAAAUCCCAACAGAACUCACGGUGAUAAGUGGAUUACAGACCGAUUUCCGAGAAUCCAGAAAUGGGAUUUCUCAGCACCCUGUACUGUAAUCUGUAAAUCUGCAACACCUACAAUGAAGGAGAACAAACGGGUGGUCCCAGUGUACAAUCGAAACUUAAGCAUUGUUCAACCUCCUGAAGUGCUGGAAGUUAACAAAUCAUAUCAGCUGGAGUGCACUGGCCCGAAGGUCUAUCCACAGAACAGACUCGUACUCACCUGGCUCAGAGGGAGUGAGGUUGUUCAACGUAAUUCCACAGAGGACCCAGGUCUCCCGGAUGAUGGUCCAUUGAAGAAUGUCCUUAAUUUCAUUGCAAAUAUUUCUGACGAUGGAAUGGUGUACACCUGCUUGGCAGAUUUGAUCUUGGGCUCUAAUACGACCACAUGGAUCGCAAAUGCCUCUGUGACUCUGCAAACGUACUCUUUUCCAGAGCCGCCGAGGAUCCUCAACAGAGACCCUGUAGAAGUAAAUCAGAAGACCACAUUGACAUGUGAGGUCUCAAACAUCUACCCUGCCGAGAAGGUGAGAUUAAGGUGGUUUCAGGAUGGUGAGGAAUGGAAUUCAAUUCCCAGUAGAUCAGAUUCCACCACAGUCCAGGCAACAGCUACAUGGACACCACGAGAGAGCGGUGAGACUGAACUCAAAUGCACGGCAGAUUUUGAGGACUAUCCAUCAGUUUCAUCAAAGAAUGAUAGCAUCACCAUUGACAUGUACGUUUUCUCCAACCCUGAAUUCCACAUCCCGAACACCACUGAGGGUAUUCCGGUGAAUAUUACCUGCAGUGUGUUUAACGUCUCAGGGGAAUUUCAACUCAGACUGAAGAAGGGAAGUGAGUUAUUAGUGAACAGGUCAGCCAGUACUGAGCUGACUAUCAACCACACUGAGAAUCCACGAGCAAAGCUGAAUGGACAGCAGUUCACCUGUGAGGCCGAGCUGACACUUCACCAUCACUCCAACACCAUUGUUAAACGACAGUCCACCAAUCUCACUGUCUGGUAUCCUCCAAAGGAAGCACAGAUCUCUGAAAAGCAGAACUGGAUUGAAGGGCAAUCACAGAAUUUAACCUGUCACGCAGAUGCCAACCCAGUUCCCGAGGUGCGCUGGAUCAAAGAUGGAAAAACGAUCAGUCGUGGUGAGAGUCUGCACAUCCCCUCGGUCCGGCUGGGAGAUGGUGGUCGGUACAUUUGCGGAGUCAGCAAUAAUAUUGGUUCCACCAGCUCCUCUCACGAUGUAGAGAUCUUGUAUAAACCACAAAACACAACUAUAUCAGUAAAUAACAAAAUUGUGUCCGGGCUUACAGUCUUCAUCAGAGAAGAUGAUGAAGUUACAAUGACCUGUCACUCCAUUGGAAACCCCCAAGUAACACUGGAAUGGGAAAAGCCCGGUCAGGGUGUCAAAGGGUUCUCCACAUUUACCGGCGGUCCUGCGGUUCUCCACAUUUCCCAGGCAACAUCAGAACACAAAGGAAUUUACACGUGUAGAGCCCGCAAUGCACAUGGAACAGAUGAGAAGCAAGUGGAAAUCAAGAUGGAAGGUGAUGAUUGGAAGAUGCUGCUGCAGAUCUUGAUACCCAUCCUAAUAGUGUUUCUCGUGCUGGUAGUCGCCUGGUUCCUAAUACACAGAGCUCGGAAAACAGGGCAUUACAAGGUCAUGAAUGCAGAACCCCACAAAAAUCAAGAAAUCCCUUCUGGGAACGAUCAGGAAUCUUUUCCUUUAAAAGAAGUGAAAUCAGACAAAGUUCUAAACAAUAACCACUCACAGACUAAUAUAAAUGGUGUUACAUCGAUCAAUUCUGCACAGAUAAAACAAUAAUUUAAUGAAUAUUGUGAGGGACCCUGCUAAUUUCAAUUUUACAGUCUACCGGCAACAUAUACUGUGCUAAAUGCAAGGACACUUCACUCCCAAGAGUGUUGAAUUCCGGGCUGUUUUUGAAUCAAUUCAUCAAAAAGUUGAUUUGGAUUUCUACAAAGAUGGAGUCACCACCUGAACAUGGCCAUCGGGGCUAUUUCAGCAGUAAGGGCAUUUGAGCCCGGCAACUUUCCGUCCCCCUCAUGGAAAUUACCGUUGGAUCACAGACUUGUUCACGUGUUGCAAACAUCUACUUCCAUGGUAACUAUUCGCAUAAAUGACACAAAUAUUCUCUUUAUAUUCUGUUAAAAGUGGAUAAAAUGUGAGACAAUACCUUUCACAACAUUCUCAUCCUCUUGUUUAAAUAGUCGAUAUCCGAUCGCUUUCUAUCCCUGUAAUCUCCUCCAGUGACACAACUCCCCGAGGACUUUCUGGCUGUCCAUUGCUGAUUCAUCCCUGCACUAGGGGGAGCUGUGCUUGCAGCUGCCUUCAGUGUUAAACUCUGCAGUUCCCUGCCCCGACCACACGGUGUCUCUCUCUUGUUUUGUUUAGCAUCCCCUGGUGUCCAUUGAUGUACGGUUCUGGGAGUGUUAUAAAUGGAAGCCAGUGGCACUCUGGCCGAGUGCACUCCUAAAUAAAUUUGUGUUCUAAUCCUACCCGGACCCAAUUCCAUUGAAUAUAUUCAGUGAUGGCGCAUCCACAACCUGUGCAUGAAGAAUUCCAUCAAUUUACAGCUGGAGAGAAGAAAUUCCUCCCUAAUUCAGUCCCAAAUGACCACCCACUCACCCUGAAACUUUGCCUCUCGUUGCACAGUCUUCCAUUUUUAGAAAGAGCAGACUUCCUGAUUCCUUUCACAUUGAGAUCGGUUCUUCUAACCUCUAGUGGUUAGUGGUACACCACCUGUUUGUGGAGAGUUGUAUUUACAAUCUUCACAAAUUAACUUUUUUUCUCUAAAUCAUUCAGAAAAUUAAGGAAAACACUGGUGAACUUCUCCGUAAAAGCUGGCUGUACACAAUUCUCAGGGCUAACAUUUCUCAUUUCACACAGUCGACAAGGAAGGAUAUGUCGUAAGCAACACUGAAAAAAUUAGGAGGAACACAGCAAGUCUGGCAGCACCUCUGGAAAUGAAUAAACACUCGACGUUUCAGGCCGAGACCCUUCAUCAGGACUGGAAAGGAAGGGGGGAGACAACAGAAUUAAAUGGUAGGGUGACGGGAAGCAGGAUAGGCUGAAAAUGAGAUGUGAAGGCAGGUGGGAAAGGUAAAGGGCUGGUGAAGAAGGAAUCUGAUAGGACAAUGGAUCAGAGUAGAAAGGGAAAGAGGAGGAGCGCUGGGGGGAGGUGACAGGCAGGUGAGAGGAGCUAAGGGGUCAGAGUGGGGAACAGAAGAAGAAGGGAGGGUGGAGGGAAAAUUCCUUUUACCUGAAGGACAAAUUAAUAUCCAUUAUAAAGAAAUAUCAUAAUAAAGAGAGAAUCAAUUUUAUUUGUCAUAUACAAUUAGGAAUUUGCUGUGGUGUGUCAGUGUGACAGGCAACUAAAGACUAAUAUAAAAAUAAAGUUCAAAGUAGAGAGCUGGUGUCAAAUGUGCAUAAAUAUUGGCAUAUAUUUGUCCAGUCUUCUUAAACACUUGACUACCGUUCAUGCUCUGCAUCUAGAACAAGGUCAGGUCUGGGAGGGAGUGUACUUCAAAUAGUCUUGCAGCCAGAAUAGUUCUGAGAGUCCAUUGAAAUUGUGGUUACUGCCAGAGGCCUCGUGCUCUGGAACUGGAAUUGGAAUGAGGGCAGUAUCGUAUGUAGAGAGACAGUGAAAAGCUUGUCUUGCUGACUGUGCGUACAGAUCAAUUCACCACAGGGUGCACUGAGGUAGUACAAGGGAAAACAAUAUCAGAAUGCAGAGUAAUGUGUAACAGUGACAGUGGGUGCAGUGCAGGCAGAAAAUAAGGUGCUAGAGUGUAAUGAGGCAGGGUGUGAGGUCAAGAGUCUAUUGUACUUAUAACAGCAGGGUAGAAGCAGUCCCUGAGCCUGGUGCUGUGUGCUUUCAGACUCUUGUAUCUCCGGCCCAUAUGGAGAGGGGAGAAGAGAGAAUGUCUGGGGUGGGAGGGGUCUUUGAUGAUGCCAGUUGCUUUCUUCAGGGAGGGGGACGUGUAGACAGAGUCUCUGAAAGGGAGGCUGGUUUCCAUGAUGAGCAGAGCUCUGUCCACACCCUCUGCAGUUUCUUGUGUUGACGGGCAGAGCAGUUGUCGUACCAAGCUGAGAGAGGCUGCUUCCCAUGCUGCAUCAAUUAAAAAUCGCUCAGUGUCAACGGGGACAUAUCUACUUUGUUUAGCCUCGGGGGAAGUAGAGGCAUUGGUGACAUUUCCUGGCCAUGGGAUCUCUGUCCAAAGUUGACUGGAUGGAUAGCCUAGCAGAAAAGACAGUGGAACAGAAAUGGCAGGUAUUCUUGGGAAUAAUGCACACGGUGCAAAAUCAGUUUAUCCCCCAGAGAAGGAAGGAUUCAAAGGGGGGAAAGGGGCCACAGUGGUUGACAAAGGAAGUCAGAGAUUGCGUAGCAUUAAAAAAAAAGGAAGUAUGACAGAGCUAAGGAGAGUGGGAGGACAGAUGAUUGGGAAGUUUUUAAGGAACAACAGAACUUAACUAAAAAGGCAAUAUGGAGAGAAAAAAUGAGGUACGAACGCAAGCUAGCCAGGAAUAUAAAGAAAGAUAGCAAAAGCUUUUUUAGGUAUGUGAAGAGAAAGAAGAUAGGAACAAUGUUGGGCCCUUGAAGAAUGAAUUGGUUGAAAAUAUUAUGGGAAACAGAGAAAUGGCAGAAGAAUUUAAUGAGUACUUUAGAUCUGUUUUCACUAAGGAAGACACAAGCAAUCUCCCAGAUGUAUGGAUGGGCCAAGGACAUAGGGUAACAGAGGAAAUGAAACAGAUUGACAUUAGGAAGGAAAUGGUGAUGAGUAGACUGAUGGGACUGAAGGCUGACAAAUCCCCAGGUCCAGAUGGUCUGCAUCCUAGGGUACUAAAGGAGGUGGCCCUGGAAAUUGCGGAUACAUUGGUAAUCAUUUUCCUAUGUUCCUUAGAUUCAGGAUCAGUUCUUGAGGAUUGGAGAAUGGCUAAUGUUACCCCACUUUUUAAGAAAGGAGGGAGGGAGAAAAGAGAGAACUAUCGACCUGUCAGCCUGACAUCGGUGGUGGGGAAGAUGCUAGAGUCCAUUAUUAAGGAUGAAAUAGUGGCAUAUCUAGAUAGCAGCAAAAGGAUUGGGCCGAGCCAGCAUGGAUUUACCAAGGGUAAAUCAUGCUUGACUAAUCUGUGGGAGUUUUUCGAGGAUGUAACCAGGAAGUUAGAUGGAGGAGAUCCAGUGGAUGUAGUGUACCUCGAUUUUCAGAAGGCAUUUGAUAAGGUCCCACAUAGGAGAUUGGUGAGUAAGAUCAAAGCUCAGGGCAUCGGGGUGAAGACAUUGACAUGGAUAGAAUACUGGUUGGCAGAUAGAAAGCAAAGGGUAGCGGUGAAUGGAUGUUUCUCAGAAUGGCAGGUGGUGACUAGUGGGGGACCACAGCUGUUUACGAUUUACGUCAAUGAUUUAAAUGAAGGCAUUGAGAAUAACAUCAGCAAAUUUGCUGAUGAUACUAAGCUGGGUGGCAGUGUGACAUGUGAUAAGGAUGUUAGGAGAAUUCAGGGUGACUUGGAUAGGCUGGGUGAGUGGGCAGAUACUUGGCAGAUGACGUUUAAUGUGAAUAAGUGUGAAGGAGUCCUUGUUCAUCAGUCAUUGAAGGUGAAUGAGCAAGUGCAGCAGGCAGUGAAGAAGGCUAAUUGAAUGUUGGCCUUUAUUACAAAGGGAAUUGAGUACAAGAGCAAGGAAAUCCUCUUGCAUUUGUACAGAGCCCUGGUGAGACCACACCUGGAGUAUUGUGUACAGUUUUGGUCUCCAGGGUUAAGGAAGGACAUCCUGGCUGUAGAGGAAGUGCAGCGUAGAUUCACAAAAUUCCUGGGAUGUCUGGACUGUCUUACGCAGAGAGGUUAGAGAGACUGGGCUUGUACACGCUGGAAUUAAGGAGAUUGAGAGGGGAUCUGAUUUCAACAUAUAAGAUUAUUAAGGGAUUGGACAAGAUAGAGGCAGGAAAUAUGUUCCAGAUGCUGGGAGAGUCUAGUACCAGAGGGCAUGGUUUGAGAAUAAGGGGUAGGUCAUUUAGGACAGAGUUAAGGAAAAACUUCUUCUCCCAAAGAGUUGUGGGGUCUGGAAUGCACUGCCUCGGAAGGUAGUGGAGGCCAAUUCUCUGGAUGCUUUCAAGAAGGAGCUAGAUAGGUAUCUUAUGGAUAGGGGAAUCAAGGGAUAUGGGGACAAGGCAGGAACCGGGUAUUGAUAGUAGAUGAUAAGCCAUGAUCUCAAAAUGGCGGUGCAGGCUUGAAGGGCCGAAUGGUCUACUUCUGCACCUAUUGUCUAUUGUGAGUAUGGGCAAGGAGAGGCUCAUCCACACCGCUAGGAACUUGAAGUUCUUAACAGUCUCCACCACAGUUUGUACAGACAGGUGCGAGUGCACCGCACCACCCACCACCCCUCAACCCCAACCCAGACCUCCUAAAAGUCAAUGAGCAGCUCUUUGGUGUUUCCUGCGCUGGGAAGGGAUGUUGCCUAUCUGUCUCCUUUGUGCAUACUGACUCAGUUAUUUGUCUAUCUGUCUCCUUCCUGUACACUGACUCAGUGAGAUACAGCCCGCUACACAACGUAUCAGUCAGGUGUUCCCAACCUUUUCGAUGCCAUGGACCCCUACCAUUAACUGAGGGGUCCGUGAACCCCAGGGUGAGAGCCAGUGGUAUGAGUGGAGUUAGAGCAGAAUCUGGCAGAGUGUGGAAUGUUAUAUACCAGUGUUAAACAGUGACAAACACAUCCCACCAGUACUGUAUCCAGUGUUACAUAAUUUCAGACCUUACCUCAUCAUUACCAUACCCCAGUGUUACAGAAUUACAAAUCCUUCCCCAUUACUGUAGCCAGUGUUACACAAUCACAUACCCUUCUCCACUAUUUCUGUACCCCAGCAUUACACAAUUACAGACCUAUCCCCACCAGUACUUUUCCCCAGAGCUGCAAAUACAGAUCUGUCCCCACUAUUACUGUACCCCAGUGUAAUGCAUCAACUGUCUGAUGUCCAUUUUAUUCCUGUAACUCCUAAUUUUUGCUAAAUUACUCAUCUCAUUUCUGCCUCAGUUUUGGACUCACUCAGUUGUGUUUCUGAAAUCUAAAUAAUCAGACUCAGUACUUUUCACUGCCUUGAGCUUUCUGAUGUCACGUAACUACAUUGUGGACUCAAUCGAAUUGCAAAUACUUUAUACUGUAUUAUAAACAGUUUCUGUUACAGCAUUACAAAUAUAUCAGUACGCAUUUCACUGUCAUAUUUUUAAGCUUUGGUUGCAGCCACUGACUGAUAUUUACUGUGUGUUAUAUUACAUAGACACUGAUAAGCCAUGUCUUGAGCAGACAAUAUUUUCAGCACUGGUAUUCAUGUUCCUACCGCUCAGCAACAUUGUCGAUACUGAUAUAAAAGGGUGUUUUUUAGUCAACAUGUUUGUAUAAGUAAAUUUUAAUGAAGUGAAUGUAUAUUUUGAAAAAAUGUAUUUUGUCAGCGAAGAACGAUUAAACAUUGAUGUUGGUAAGAAGAA
Hypanus sabinus (Atlantic stingray) is the source of this 7669-nucleotide messenger RNA. Its product is annotated as intercellular adhesion molecule 5-like. The record is from RefSeq and is a predicted model, not a curated record. Bases 260 to 1996 code for a protein of 578 amino acids. Gene Ontology annotation, biological process: cell adhesion. Gene Ontology annotation, molecular function: integrin binding. The transcript is spliced from 8 exons. NCBI's taxonomy places the organism in Eukaryota, Metazoa, Chordata, Chondrichthyes, Myliobatiformes, Dasyatidae.